This is a messenger RNA of Helianthus annuus (common sunflower), 621 nucleotides long. RefSeq lists its product as uncharacterized. The coding region runs from base 1 to 621 and encodes 206 amino acids. The transcript has a single exon. The record is from RefSeq and is a predicted model, not a curated record. Lineage: Eukaryota; Viridiplantae; Streptophyta; Magnoliopsida; Asterales; Asteraceae.
AUGUUUCUUUCUCAACAGGUUUACGCAAAGGAGAUCAUUGAUCGAGCCGGUAUGUCUACAUGUAAACCGGUUGCGACCCCCGUUGAUACUAAGCCAAAACUUGGCUCAAAUUCGGGCGCUGAUUUUGAGGAUCCAACGUUGUAUCGUAGUCUUGCGGGCGCCCUACAAUAUCUAACAUUCACGCGACCCGAUAUUUGUUACGUUGUGCAGCAAGUCUGCAUGUAUAUGCAUGCACCGAAAGUCGACCACUGGAAUGCUCUCAAACGCAUUAUACGAUAUCUACAAGGUACCUCCUCUCACGGUCUCACCAUCGGUACCUCAGCGGACUUCUCUUUACGUGCAUAUACCGUUGCCGAUUGGGCAGGUUGUCCGGAUACGAGACGCUCCACUUCCGGCUACUGUGUCUAUUUAGGGCCAAACAUUGUCUCCUGGUCGUCUAAACGUCAAUCCGUUAUUUCUAGAUCUAGUGCUGAAGCCGAAUACAGGGGUGUUGCCAAUGUCGUUGCUGAGAUUUGUUGGCUUCGCAACCUUCUCUUGGAGCUACAUCGACCUGUCACCACAGCUAGCCUUGUGUACUGUGACAAUAUCAGUGCAAUUUACUUAUCCGGUAAUCCUGUUUAA